This is a messenger RNA of Trichobilharzia szidati, 1150 nucleotides long. Lineage: Eukaryota; Metazoa; Platyhelminthes; Trematoda; Strigeidida; Schistosomatidae. The record is from the annotation of a GenBank genome assembly.
AUGGAAUACCCCCUGAAGCACUGAAAGCGGACCCAGAGACGACAGCAGAUAUGCUGACUCCAUUAUUGCAAAAGAUCUGGAAAGAGGGAAAGGUGCCUACUGACUGGAAGAAAGGUUACCUGGUGAAACUACCAAAGAAGGGCGACCUAGGACUCUGCAAGAACUGGCGAGGAAUCAUGCUCCUGUCGACGCCAAGUAAAAUCCUGAGUCGCAUCAUCCUGGAGAGAAUAAAGGACGCACUGGAUACAGAACUCCGACCAGAACAAGCUGGAUUCAGGAAAGGCAAAUCAUGUUCUGACCAAAUUGCAACUCUACGCAUUAUCAUCGAACAAAGCAUGGAAUGGCAAUCAAAUCUCUACCUCAACUUUAUAGACUUUGAGAAGGCCUUCGACAGCGUUGACCGCGAAGUAAUUUGGAAACUACUCGAGUACUACGGCGUACCCCAAAUAUUCAUCAACCUUAUUCAACAGCUGUACGACAACGGCACAUGUCAAGUGAUCCACAACGGAAAACUCAGCGAGGCGUUUGGAGUAAACACAGGAGUCAGACAAGGGUGCUUAUUAUCACCAAUGAUAUUCCUAAUUGUGGUGGACUGGAUUAUGCGUCAGACAGUGGGAAACGAGAAGACAGGGAUAUCCUGGACCGACGUGAAGAACCUAGAAGACCUGUAUUUCGCGCGUGGAUGAUUUAUGUUUGAUGUCACACAAAAUCGAAGACUUACAAGCAAAAACCGACAAACUGGUCGAAGAAGCAGCAAAGACAGGACUCCAGGUGAACAUAGACAAGACGGAGGUUAUGAAAAUAACCAACCAACAACAACAGCAACAUCCAGCGCCAAUCACCAUCAACGGGAAGGAUUUGAAAGAGGUUACUUCUUUCACUUAUCUUGGGAGCAUUGUCUCAACCACAGGAGGAACGGACGAGGAUGUCAAAUCGAGAAUCGGGAAGGCGAGAAACACAUUCAUCAACCUGAAACCAAUCUGGAAAUCUUCGUCACUCAGCAUCAACAACAAAAUACGGAUUUUCAAUACAAACGUCAAGUCAGUUUUGCUAUACGGAUCAGAAACUUGGCGGGUCACCAAGAAUAUUUUCAACAGGCUGCAGACCUUUAUCAACAACUGUCUUCGUUCCAUACUGAAGAUUAGAUGGC